AUGACUGCUAGUAUCCCCAAAUUACUCUUCUUACACGGAUUCCUACAAAAUGGGAAGGUCUUCUCCGAGAAAUCCUCAGGUAUUAGAAAAUUAUUGAAAAAGGCAAACGUCCAAUGUGAUUACAUCGAUGGCCCUGUCCAAUUGGAAAGAAAAGACUUACCCUUCCAAAUGGAAGACGACAAAUGGCAAGCUACUUUAGAUGCGCAAGUCAACAAAGCUUGGUUUUAUCACAGUGAAAUUUCUCAUGAACUAGAUCUUUCAGAAUCUAUCAAAUACGUUUCGAGUUAUAUCAAGGAAAACGGACCAUACGAUGGUAUUGUUGGAUUUUCUCAAGGUGCUGCAUUGAGUACUAUUAUCACUAAUAAGAUAACUGAGUUGGUCCCUGGUCAUCCCGAAUUUAAGGUCAGCGUUAUUAUUUCUGGUUACUCCUUCACCGAACCUGAUCCAGAACACAAAGGUGAAUUGAGAAUCACGGAAAAAUAUAAAGAUGCAUUCACUCCAAUGAAGGAUUCCAAGACAAAGAUCAUUUUCAUUUAUGGUACUUCCGAUCAAGCCGUUCCUGCAAAGAGAUCUCAAUAUUUGUAUAACAUUUUCAAUAAGGCGCAAGGUGAAGGAAGUGAUAGAGUUAAAUUCUUUGAACACCCAGGUGGACACAUGGUUCCAAACAAGAAGGACAUCAUUAGACCUGUGGUGGAAGAGAUAACAUCUGCGCUUGUAUAA
This is a messenger RNA of Naumovozyma castellii, 720 nucleotides long. It is a transcript of the gene FSH1, whose product is annotated as putative serine hydrolase. The transcript has a single exon. The record is from RefSeq and is a predicted model, not a curated record. Lineage: Eukaryota; Fungi; Ascomycota; Saccharomycetes; Saccharomycetales; Saccharomycetaceae. Bases 1 to 720 code for a protein of 239 amino acids.